GGCCGGAAGGAUAAGUGUGUAGCGGUGUCUGCCGCUGGUUUGACCGGAGGAGGGGUGAUUAUGGGGCCCGGUUGCCUCUCGCAGUCGCUCCUCCUGCGUUGUCGGCGGGUGGUGGCGGCUCUCGGCGCGGCCCGCUGCUAUGGCGGGCUGCCGUCUGCCAACACUCGCCCGCUCAGCGCCGCCGCUGGCCUGCGGGCUCCCCAGCGGCCGCCGGGCAGGAGUGAGCCGCCACGGGUGGGCGGCGGAGGGCGGUGGAACGGAGCGGCGAGCUCCGACAGGGAUGAAGAAGAGGACGAGGAUAAUGAGGAUGAGGACGAUGAGGAUGAGGACGAGGCGGAGCUGGAGGAGCUGCUGGCCCCCUCUCCUCUGGCCGUGGAGCCCGGCGUGCAGCGCGUGGUCGUGGUGCACCCGGCAGUCAAGUGGGGCCCAAAGAAGUCGCCGCUCACCACUGCUGAAUUACAGAUUGCUGAAGCUGUUGCUCUUGUAGAUACCCUUCAGAACUGGACAGUUAUAGAUAAAAUAAUUAUGCCUACAAAAAAUCCUGACAAGAAAUUAAUUUUUGGCAAAGGAAACUUCCAAGUUUUAACAGAAAAGAUUAAAAAAUUGCCCCAGGUGACAGCUGUCUUCUUGAAUGUGGAAAGAAUGUCUUCACUAACAAAGAAAGAACUAGAAGAUGCCUGGGGUGUGAAAGUCUUUGACAGAUACACGGUUGUACUUCACAUUUUUCGUUGUAAUGCCCGGACCAAAGAAGCAAAACUUCAGAUAGCACUGGCUGAAAUUCCACUUCUCAGGUCAAAUCUGAAAAAUGAGGUGGCUCAGCUAGAUCAGCAGAGAGGUGGAUCAAGAUACAUCAUGGGCUCAGGUGAAACAUUUAUGGAGACACAAUAUCGUAUCUUGAAAGAAAAAGAACUUAAAAUUAGGAAUGCCUUGGAGAAACUAAGGAGGAAAAGGUCUUUACUUAGAACUCAACGCAAAAAACGCGAGUUUCCGAUUAUCUCGGUAAUGGGCUAUACUAAUUGUGGAAAAACUGCUUUGAUCAAAGCCUUGACUGGGGAAGCAGGAAUUCAACCCAGAGAUCAGCUGUUUGCCACUCUUGAUAUUACAGCCCAUGCUGGCUAUCUGCCCUCACAUAUGGCAGUUAUUUAUGUUGACACCAUUGGAUUUCUGACUGAUCUUCCACAUAAUCUGGUUGAGUCCUUUUCAGCUACCUUAGAAGAAGUGGUUUACUCAGAUCUGAUAGUUCACGUGAGGGAUAUUACUCAUCCAGAAACCAUCCUCCAGAAAGCAACUGUGCUGUCAGUUCUGAAGAAUCUGAAUCUUCCCAGCCAUUUAUUGGACUCAAUGGUGGAAGUUCAUAACAAAGUGGAUUUGAUAGAAAGGUAUAAACCCACUGAAGAAAAUGCAUUAGCCAUUUCUGCUCUACAUGGACAAGGUUUAGAGGAGCUGAAAGAAGAAAUAGAGAAAAAAAUUUUGACAGCAACAGGGAAGAAGAUUCUGACAGUUAAUAUCAACUUAGAGGGACCUCAGCUAAGUUGGCUCUAUAAGGAAGCAACAGUUCAGGAAGUAGAAGUGAUGCCUGAAGAUGGCACAGCCAGGGUGAAGGUGAUAAUCGGCAAUUCUGCUUUUGGCAAAUACAAAAACCUCUUUCCCAACAGUAAGAUUUAUAUGCCAUGAAACUGCAUCCCCUUUUCUGGGAAAAGAAACUGAUCUCAUUAAGAAAAUGUGAAAUUAAGUCAAUGACUUCUUAGUGUGUAUUCCUUCUCCAGUUGAUGAUUUUGAUGUGUUUUAGAA
Melopsittacus undulatus (budgerigar) is the source of this 1791-nucleotide messenger RNA. RefSeq names its product GTP binding protein 6 (putative) (gene GTPBP6). Gene Ontology annotation, molecular function: ribosome binding; GTP binding. The transcript is spliced from 10 exons. Gene Ontology annotation, cellular component: cytoplasm. Bases 61 to 1674 code for a protein of 537 amino acids. The record is from RefSeq and is a predicted model, not a curated record. Lineage: Eukaryota; Metazoa; Chordata; Aves; Psittaciformes; Psittaculidae.